This is a messenger RNA of Doryrhamphus excisus (bluestripe pipefish), 2341 nucleotides long. RefSeq names its product sphingosine-1-phosphate receptor 5a (gene s1pr5a). Gene Ontology annotation, molecular function: sphingosine-1-phosphate receptor activity. NCBI's taxonomy places the organism in Eukaryota, Metazoa, Chordata, Actinopteri, Syngnathiformes, Syngnathidae. The record is from RefSeq and is a predicted model, not a curated record. Gene Ontology annotation, cellular component: membrane. Gene Ontology annotation, biological process: G protein-coupled receptor signaling pathway.
AGGGCGAGCGGCUGGUAUGGAGCCUCUACUCUCGAAUGGACCCCUCCUGUCCCUUUGCCUCGUGGGACUCCAUGUCAGAGGCCAUUGGGCUGAAGAUGGUCCCACGCGUGGGCGUCCACGUGGACGUGCACGCGGCAUGGAGAGUCCCAAGGUGACCAGAUGAGGGGACACCGCAGCGUGGAAAAGCGCCGGUGACGUGAAAGCUGCUGCGGGAGCGAGAGGAGCGGAGUAGGCGGUGCAGUGAGCUGCCGAGAAGGCUUCGAUGGCGGGCCGCGCCUGAAGAAAAGCCUUGGCUGUGAGGGCGCUGCGGGAGAAGAAGCUGGACAGCGCCGGCAGGAUGCUGCGGACAGGCUGCCCGGCGUCGCCCCCUAGCGUCCAGCCGAAGCAUAGAGAAUGUGACUUGGAGAAAAACCACAGGACCACUUGCAUGCCACAGUUGGACUUGAAAAACAUCUCCAAGCCUCCAGAGAGGAAGGAAUGCACCAGCCGAGGACCGCGUGACCCACAUCUGAGGAUCUCAUUUUGUGAACAUACCGUCAAUGAAAAGCAGUUCUUACCUCCAACAUGCCGUCUGCCAUCAGCACGUCCCCCUCAGCAAGAACGUUGCUUUGGAUGUUUGGGGAGUACCAGAGCAACGCGGCCAUCAUUGAGCAUUACAACUUCACGGGCAAGCUGAAAGAGAACAAGUACAAGGAAGGACUCAAGCCGGAGGCCAUCGUCUUCCUUCUGGUUUGCCUGCUGAUCGUUGUGGAAAACAGCGUGGUGCUGGUGGCCAUCUGGAAGAACAAGAAGUUCCAUCUGCCCAUGUACUACUUGUUGGGCAACCUGACGCUCUCCGACCUGCUGGCAGGCUUCACCUACAUGCUAAACCUGAUGACGUCCGGCGCCAACACAUUAAACAUGACCCCCGUGUUGUGGUUCCUCAGGGAAGGGGGCGUGUUCAUCAUGCUGGCCGCAUCCGUCAUCAGCCUCCUGGCCAUCGCCAUUGAGCGCCACGUUACCAUGGUGAGGAUGAAGCCCUACCAGGGCGACAAGCAAGGCCGAAUGUUUGCUCUGAUCGGAGCCAGCUGGGUGCUGUCCGUGCUCCUGGGGGUCCUGCCGGUUCUGGGUUGGAACUGUAUGGGUCGUCUGGACCGGUGCUCCACCGUGCUGCCGCUCUACGCCAAGAGCUACAUCCUCUUCUGCGUCACCAUCUUCAGCGCCAUCCUGAUGUCCAUCGUGGUGCUGUAUGUCCGCAUCUUCCGCAUCGUCAAGUCCAACACCCAACGCCUCGGAUCGGGUCCCCAGAGGAAAGGUCUGUACCGGAAGUCGCAAAAGUACAUGGCUCUGCUGAAGACCGUCACCAUCGUGCUGGGGGUCUUCAUCGCAUGCUGGUUGCCGCUUUUCAUCCUCCUGUUGCUCGACUUCUUCUGCCCGACCAAGAGCUGUGACGUGCUCUUCAAGGCUGACUACUUCCUGGGCAUCGCCAUGUUCAACUCCCUCCUUAAUCCCAUCAUCUACACCCUGACCAGCAAGGACAUGCGGAGAGCCAUCCUCAGGCUGCUCUGCAGCAGCUGUCUUUUAACCAGAGAUGGACAAGUCAAGAAGAUCGGGAUGCCCUUCCUGGAGUGCAGCACCAGUAAGACCGACGCCGCCUCUCACAGACUGGAGGGACUGGAGACCACAGUGUCUUCUGGAAAUUUUACACCUUCCACCAUCAAAGCUAUUCUCCCCAAGAUGUCCAAGACUUGAUGCCGACCUCGAACAAGAGCAGAAGCAUAGGAGAAAGACCACCACUGAUGUAGCCAUCAAAAGCACCCACGCGGGUUGAGUGGGGCAAACGUGAAUGACAGGAGUAAGCAGAAGGAUCCACACUUCUGGUACUCAUCUUUGAACGUGGGACAGGUUGGUCCAAGUCUAUUUGCAGCAUCAUCACAGUCUGGUUUCAAGCAGGUUGUCACCACCUCACGGAACAGGAUGCUUUGGAACGCUAAACCCCGUACGGCGACACGGGGUGCGUUGUGGAAGUGUAUGACGUAUGGCGUGCUGUCAUAUCGGCUGGCGUGUGGCCGCACAGCACACGGCGCUCUGCCACUGAACGAAGAUGGCGCCCUCACGCAAACAAUGGAAGCCUCAUCGUUCUGCUACAACACCACAGCCAAGCCGCAUUAGCAACCAGUCAGUCAGAACAUCCGUUUACACGUCCUUCCGUAGCUGCUGCUUCUUCGUUCCUUCCAAAUGCCCCAAACAAGACGGAGCACCCGAGUGCUUUGAGAUGGGGGGGGGCUUCAUGUCAGAGCGGCCUGGUCUUGUCACGAGUCGCUUCUUUCUUUAACGAGCGACUAGAGCAGGAGUCUCCAAA